CUUUCUGGGCUCCCGGCGUGGCCUGCGUCAAAGCGCAACCCGCUGUGAGGGCGCUGGGGUUUAGUUUCGGGACGGACCGGAAGAGCGUGGGGACGACAGUUGUGUCCGGCGGUGGAGCGAGCGGAACCGUCACGCCAUGUUCCUGGCACGCCUGGCCGCCCGGCUGGUCAGGGCCGUUCCCACGGCAGGUUACAGCCGCCCCUGGCCCACGGCCUGCCUGAGCCGGGCCGCCUCGGUCCCCGUGCCGGGCAGGGUGGCCCCACCGCCGCCGCUGGAGAUGCUGGUGCCCCGGAAGAUGGCCAUCAGCCCCCUGGAGAGCUGGCUCACGGCCCGCUACCUCCUGGGCAGCCUCGCCCCGACCCCCGAGUGCCCGCCAGAGCCCCCGGCGGCCCCCGCCAUGCGCUGCAAGAGCGUGCUCAAGAUCCGACGGCGCAAGAUGAACCACCACAAGUACCGCAAGCUGGUGAAGCGCACGCGCUUCCUGCGCCGCAGGGUGCGCGAGGGCCGGCUCAGGCGCAAGCAGGAGCGCUUCGAGAAGGACCUGAGGCGCAUCUGGCUGAAGGCCGGCCUGAAAGAAGCCCCCGAGGGCUGGCAGACCCCCAAAAUCUACCUGAAGAGCAAGUGAGCUGCACACCCUCUCUCCCUGCCCUUGCCCUUGGCAAUAAACUCGGACCGGCGCCCC
This is a messenger RNA of Ochotona curzoniae (black-lipped pika), 682 nucleotides long. It is a transcript of the gene AURKAIP1, whose product is annotated as aurora kinase A interacting protein 1. Gene Ontology annotation, cellular component: mitochondrion. The record is from RefSeq and is a predicted model, not a curated record. The transcript has 3 exons. The coding region runs from base 137 to 625 and encodes 162 amino acids. NCBI's taxonomy places the organism in Eukaryota, Metazoa, Chordata, Mammalia, Lagomorpha, Ochotonidae. Gene Ontology annotation, biological process: mRNA processing.